Molecule: messenger RNA, 795 nt
Organism: Lineus longissimus
Lineage: Eukaryota; Metazoa; Nemertea; Pilidiophora; Heteronemertea; Lineidae
Exons: 4
Coding region: 85-453 (122 amino acids)
Cellular component (GO): cytoplasm
Molecular function (GO): peptidyl-prolyl cis-trans isomerase activity
Source: RefSeq, a predicted model, not a curated record
ACGGUAUUUUAUCGCAUCCAGUCCAUACAUUGUAAUUCACUACCGGGAUUCGCCUGCCUUUUCAAUCGAAUAACAUCUCCCAAAAUGUCGAUUAAAGUUGAAGAUGGUGUUUCGAAACAAAUAAUACAAGAAGCCGGCGCAGGUGCAGCCCAACUUAAGAUUGGACAAACUAUCACGGUCCAUUGCACGGGGUCUUUAGCAGGAGCAGACGGAGCAGGAGACAAGAAGUUUUGGAGUACCAAAGAUCCAGGACAGAAAGCAUUUACAUUUGAAGUUGGAAUAGGAAAGGUCAUCAGAGGCUGGGAUGUGGGAUGUUUGACGAUGAAAGUUGGUGAAAAAGCUGUACUCACUGUCCGUGGAGACAAAGGCUAUGGGAAAAGUGGCUUUCCAGCUUGGGGGAUCACUCCAAAUGCAACCCUGAAGUUUGAAAUUGAGGUCCUCUCGGCAGAGUAAAGAAAUCAUGUCAUCUGUAUCAACAAAUACAUAAUCUGAACAACGGUUUGUCAGGAUACUUUACCAUCAAGAACUCUUAUAGGUCAGACUGUUACUUAUUCAGGCUACUGGAGGAACGACCAUCCCAAUGUACCAUUGGAUUCAAAAAUAUGAGGCUUGUGAAAAUAAGUAGGUUUUUGUUAGGUUCCAGUCAUAAACUACUAGUAUCCAGGGGGCUUAUUCAUGAAGCAUUCGUAACUUUGCGAGGACGCUAACCUUUUGUUUGACAGACAGUACACAAUAGGGCAACCGCAAGUUAACAAUAAACUGCGCACUGCGUAAAGUUGCGAGGGCUUUGUGAAU